AUGAGCAGUUCUUCAUCCUACGCCCCCACCGAUGACUCCCAGGUCGAGUCUGGAUCCGAGUUGGAGUACGACGAGCAGAGUCCCGGACGUGAAAGGCGCUCCUCUUCACGACAAAGAACCUUGCCAAAAUUCUUGGAUGGAGGUCAAACCGAGAAAGCCAAUGAAAAAUUUGACGUGGACAAGGGUGAUAUUGCCCAACAAGCCUAUAAUGAACACAUUCGCACCCUGCCGCCGAAAGCCCUCGAGGGCUACACCGCGCUACUAAAACAAAUGGAGAACGAAAUUACAUUUACAGCUGCUACCGAGAAUGAUGAGGGAAAUAAUGUGUCACAACAUGGAGCUGUAAUCUGGACAGCGACUGAGAAGGAUAUCUUCUACAACAUCUUGGACCGCAGGGGAAAGAAUGGCAUCAAGGAGAUUGCUGCCGCGAUCGCAACAAAAUCCGAGUUGGAGGUAAUGGAGUAUCUCAGGAUCCUCCACAAGGGCUUAGAAAAGCAUCACACGCAUGAGCGACAUGUCAAGACCAUCACCAUCGGUGACGUCCCUGCGGCUGCCGAGGUUAGCCAGGAUUGUUGUGCCGAGCUGGACAAAUACGCAGCCACCUUGACAAUGCAGGAAAGUGCCCUGGCUGGACCGGCUCUUAGGCGACGAUACAACGACUAUUGGAUUAUUGAUGAAGCUCAGGCGAAAUCCCUGUCCGAUCUUGAGACUGACGUUCCCAUGCCAGGGGGCAUCAACCUAGCUGCCAAUCUUUUGAAUACUCCAAUGUGGAUCCAGCUUUCUCGACGGCUGUUCAUGAACUUUGGUGGCUCACGCAUUGAUGACAACUGGGUACAUAUCAUCAAAUCAAAAGAUGAAUCGCCAUCUAUGACUGGAGAUGCAUAUAUGAAUUUCUAUGCUCUGGUGGUCAGCAUCACGCGCCGGCUUGUCCACUCGUCACUCUUUUUUGCCAUGUGUCGACUGCGUAGCUCACGUCGAGUGGGUGCUGACAGACAAGGUGCUGUUCGCAAACAAGACGUGAAGGCGGCUAUUAGCACCCUAGGCAUGCAAAAUACUCGUCCCAACCUUGCCAAGCUGACGGCCUGUCAUGAUCUAAGUAUCAUAGACGUUCGCAAGCGGAAGGGCUGGGUCGCUCGCAAAUUUACCUCCGACGAGGCAGCAUUGAUUUUAGAUGGCGAGGACGACUACUUUGAACAAACGCGAGAUUCACGUCUGACCACUGAAUCAAGCGGUGACGAGGACAGCGAUGAGGAUAGCGAUGGAGACAACGACGGAGAUAGCCACGAGGAAAGCUCCGAUGGCGAGGCUAACUACAGAUCGCCGAGUAGAAGGAGGAGUCCCUCACAGGACUUCGAACUGUCCUCUCCCCUAUCUUCUCCCGAUGAAGGGCCUCUGGAUCCAGAAGAAGGCUAUGCAGAGAAUGUCGACCAAGAAAAUAGCCGAAGUGAAGAAUUGAAAUUAUGGCGGAUGCUACAACAGCCCGCUCCGCUCUCUCUGGGAGAACCCCUGUCCUCUGAAGAAGAUGACAAGGAAAAAAAUAAAGAGCUUGCCGCGCAAAAGCCUUUUGGCGAGCGCAGGACUAAGCAAGAAUUGGUGGACUGGCGAGAUCGUACAUUACACCGCAGUGAAUGGGAGGAAUAUGGAUAUGAUAUCACAGAGCUCGAGGAAGGUCUUGUACAGAAUCGGCAUAAACGGCGUCGCAUCGACGAUGAGCCGCAACCUUUAUCUGCUUCGGUCGUCAACAGUGAUGAUUCCUCUCCUGAAGGACCGCAGCUUGGCGCAGAAGAAAACACUCGAGUUGAUCUCCCGGCCUAUGGAUCAGAGGCAUGGCAGGCGUUCAUUCAUUCGUUGACGAUUAAUCACUCGACCGAGAACGCAGAAUAG
Messenger RNA from Penicillium macrosclerotiorum, 1884 nucleotides. RefSeq lists its product as uncharacterized. Lineage: Eukaryota; Fungi; Ascomycota; Eurotiomycetes; Eurotiales; Aspergillaceae. The transcript has a single exon. Bases 1 to 1884 code for a protein of 627 amino acids. Gene Ontology annotation, biological process: nucleolar large rRNA transcription by RNA polymerase I; transcription initiation at RNA polymerase I promoter. Gene Ontology annotation, molecular function: RNA polymerase I general transcription initiation factor activity; rDNA binding. The record is from RefSeq and is a predicted model, not a curated record. Gene Ontology annotation, cellular component: RNA polymerase I upstream activating factor complex.